Linepithema humile (Argentine ant) is the source of this 522-nucleotide messenger RNA. RefSeq names its product splicing factor 3b subunit 5 (gene Sf3b5). Gene Ontology annotation, cellular component: U2 snRNP; precatalytic spliceosome. NCBI's taxonomy places the organism in Eukaryota, Metazoa, Arthropoda, Insecta, Hymenoptera, Formicidae. Gene Ontology annotation, biological process: mRNA splicing, via spliceosome. The record is from RefSeq and is a predicted model, not a curated record.
AUCACAGUAAUGUGUAAAUUCUUAUAGAAAUAGCUAAUCGUCUUCCAUUACGUAUGCAUUUUUUCCAAAGAUGCACUGAAUUGAUUGGUUAUCUGAUCUGGAUUGCAAAUUUUAUCUAGACGAACAUAACCUAUAAAACGCGAAAAUUUUUGUCAGCAUAGAAUACAAAAAAAAUACAGUUACACGCGUGAUAGUCAAAUUCUAUUUCCGAGAAGCAACGAGAAGAUUUUGAAGAAGGUAACUCAAGAAAAUGGGUGAACGCUACAACAUUCACAGUCAACUCGAGCAUCUGCAGUCAAAGUACAUCGGCACAGGACACGCAGAUACAACGAAAUUUGAGUGGCUGGUGAAUCAGCACCGGGAUUCCUGCAGUUCGUACAUGGGCCAUUAUGAUCUGCUAAAUUUCUUCGCGAUUGCCGAAAACGAAGCCAAGGCACGAGUCAGAUUCAAUCUCAUGGAAAAAAUGCUACAACCUUGCGGACCGCCCCCCGAGAAACCGGAGGAUUAAAUUGUACAUCCUCU